AUGCGGUUGCCGUAUGGCCACCGGCGCUCCGCGCGCCAUGGCCAGCGACAUGGCGCCGUGCUCACUCUCCUCACAACAGUCACAUCCAUACUGGCAAACGCAGCCACUCCCGUCCCUGCACCCCCGGCGAAUCUCGACUUCUCCCAGCUUGGACAGAUUGGCAUUGCGGGCGAUUUUGGCGGCAUCUCUCUCUACCAAUACGUUGGACAGGGCGGCCAGACUCGCAGUGCCAAUGGAAGCCAAGCCCUCCUCUCCGAGCUGCCCAACGGUGCUCUACUACCUGCCGUUCAAACAGAUGCUGCCAUUCGAGCCUUGUGUCUUUACAAUGCCACUUCGAGCAAAACAAACGGCAUAAUUAUCGGGGGUAACUUUACUUCUCUCGGUGGCAAACAGUCAAAAGCUAUUGGAAUCUACGAUGUCGACGCCAGCAAAGUCACGACUCUCGAUGGCCUCGAAGGCGAGGUCAAUGCUAUUCUCUGCGACGACGCCACUGACACUGUUUAUAUCGGUGGCAACUUCAAGAGUGGCAACUCGACCAACGCAAUCUCGUGGAAUAGCAAGGAUGGCUUCAAAAACCUGCCGUUUGUCGGCUUCAAUGGACCCGUCGCGGCCAUUACUAAAAUGGACAAUGGCCAUAUUCUUUUCGGCGGAAGCUUCACCGGCCUUGGAAAUUACAACACGACAAACGACAGUUGGCGUGACUCUCAAACUAUUAACCUGGCAACUGCCAAAAUCAACGCCCAAGGCAGCUCCUCCAAAGCUGGCUUCAGCGAUCCGGCCAAUGUUGUUUGCUCCAGUGGCUCCGACGCCCAGGGAAGCACCUGGCUUCUCCAGGACGAUAGUCCGGGAUACUGGGAGGCUCAGUUCGGCUUCGGUUUUGAGCCGACCAAGAUUCGAAUUUGGAACACGCAUAUCGAGAACUACGGCACCAAGACUUUCAAUAUCCAAAGUUUUCCUAACGGCCUGACAAAUAUUAUGAACAUGACCUAUGUCGAUCCCAGUACGGGCAAAAACGCCACCUGCGACCGCCUUUGCCCUCUCAGCAACGACCCUAAGAUUCAGUUCCAGGAUUUCUAUUUUGUCAACGUCGUUGGAAUGGAUAAGAUUCGCAUCGAUAUUUUGGACUGGUUCGGCACCGCAGCUGGUCUUGCAGGUGUGCAAAUCUUUGAAGACAACAUCUUCUCUUACGCCAUCAACGAGUUCAACGAGCCCAAGUGCCGUACCAAGUCCGGCACUGUCUCCUCUGCAUCUACUGUUGGGCCUUGGCAAAAGUCGCCAGCAUUCCAAAGCAACGCUCAGUAUCUUACCGCUAGGAUUUCUGUCAACGAUGGCCGUCUGGGCUCAAACGCUUCCGUCACCUUUUACCCCAAUGUACCACAAUCUGGCAACUACUCCAUCAACCUAUAUACGCCUGGUUGUAUAGCGGAUGGCACUUGUGCCAAUCGCGGCCGAGUUUAUGUUUCCGGAUCCAUGUCUAGCGGAACAGCCCAACCCGAAUUCGAGACACAACUGUUCCAGACAAACAACUUUGACAAAUAUGACCAAAUCUACUUCGGCUUUGUGGAAAAAACUUCCGACAAAUUCCAAGCCAGCGUGACACUGAGCCCUGCCGGCGAUCAGACUGUUCAAGAUCUUGUUGUUGUUGCCCAACAGGUCGGCUUUACUCUCAUCAAUUCUGUUGGCGGCUUGAACGGUUUAUUUGACUUUGACCCCCAAGGCCCCCUGCCUGAUGAGCGAAGCCUCGAUAGCUCUGCCAUCAACAAGCUUGGCUAUAGCUUCGAUAAGUCGUCUGGUGUAAAAGCACUCACCACCUCAUCUGACACUACCUAUAUUGCCGGCAAUUUUAGUUCAAAAAGUCACAGAAACAUUCUGGCCAUUUCGAGCAAGGGAGGCGAAGCAAAGAAUCUUAAUGGUGGUCUGAACGGUCGCGUUGUGGCCAUGCAAGUGGAUAAUAGCAAGCUGUACGUCGGCGGAUCAUUUUCGAACACACUCUCCAACGACACCAAGGGCAUCAACAAUGUUGCCGUUUACGACCCCGAUAGCGACACCUGGUCCCCUCUUGGUGCCGGUGUUGAUGGCUCUGUCGACUACGUCGUUCUCCUUCGCGUCAAUACCACCGAAGGCAAACCGGAAACAGUCAUCGCGUUUACUGGUGCUUUUACCCACUCUAAUGGCUAUGGCACCGUCCCAUCAACCCAGGUUGAUGGUGUCGCUUUAUGGGUGCCUUCGCAGAAUAUUUGGCUGCACAACUCGGAACAUAACGUCCCCAGAUAUAGCGGCACUCUGAGUGCCUCGUACCUGGACCUUCGUGGUAACAAUUCUCUCCUCGCCGGAUCUAUCGACGUCUCUACACUGGCAGUUGACGGCGUCGCUAGCCUCACCUCCGAUGGUCUCGGCAAAUUCCCCGUCAAGAUAGAUUCCAAGGCGCCCUCAUCUAGCAAGCGACAACGAAGCCUUGGGGGAGACGGCGGCAUGGCUGGCGUUUCCACAGGAACUUUUUAUGAGAAUACCGACGAGAGUCUUACCAUCUUGGCGGGCCACUUCACCGUACAGGGACAGAACAAUGAUUCAACUAUUCACAACCUAGUCUUUAUUGAUGCCAAGCAGGGCAACAAGACAAGUGGAUUGCCAGACGGUAUUAACGAUAAUUCCUCAUUCAUUGCAGUCGAUCUUUGGAAGAAUAUCCUUUUUGCCGGUGGCCAGGUAUCUGGGAAAGUUAAUGGAAUGGACGCCCAUGGCAUUAUUGCCUGGGACCUCGAUGCCAAACAGUUCUCUCACCAACCCGCUGGUCUUACGGGCGGUGAUGGUGUUGUUACUUCCAUUGCUGUUCGACCCAGCGGCGGCAAUCAAGUCUUCGUUGGCGGCUCCUUCGAGAAAGCCGGCGCCCUAGACUGCCCUGGACUCUGCGUCUUCAACAUCGACGAUGACCAGUGGACUCGGCCGGGCACCGUGAUCACAGGUCAGGUUACUGGCUUGCAAUGGAUCAGUACUGAUUCCAUCCUCGUUGCGGGUGACCUGGUCGCCAGUUCGAGCGGUUCUAAGCCUCUCGCCUAUUACAACCCAGUGAAACAGACGUGGACUGACUUCCCUCGCAUUGAAGAAGUUCCAGGUCCUGUUGCUGUUAUAACUCCAGCAAGCAUGGAUCUCAAGCAAUUCUGGAUUGGCGGCACAUCGCUUAAAGAUAACUCGACCUUCUUGAUGAAGUGGGACGGAAGCAAUUGGCGUUCUGUUGAGCAGAAGCUUCCCAACACCACUGUCCUUCGCAGUAUUCAAGUGUUCCAGCUUACUAAAAGCCACGACCGCGCCCCUUUGUUAGAAACGGACCAAGCUCUCAUGAUCACCGGGGCUAUAGACCUGCCCAAUACUGGCUCUGUCUCGGCUUGCCUGUUUAAUGGCUCACACUACGUACCAUAUGCCUUGACGACAAGCAACAACAAAGGCACCGGCAGCAUUGGUAGAAUCUUUUCGCAGAGGCCUAAUAAGAUUGGGCACAACAGGCAUAUGCCACUGGUCUUUAUCGUCCUUAUCGGGCUGGCCAUUUCGCUCGCACUUAUCUUACUCAUGGUCGUCGGCGGCGUUGUUCUUGACCGUCUCAGAAAGAAGCGCGAAGGCUAUGUUCGCGCGCCGACGUCAAUGCGUGAUCGCGGAAGCGGCAUCCAGCGAGUCCCCCCCAGAGAACUACUCGAGUCUCUGGGUAGAGUGCGUCCUGGUGGCUCACCAGCUGUAUAG
Molecule: messenger RNA, 3729 nt
Organism: Cordyceps fumosorosea ARSEF 2679
Lineage: Eukaryota; Fungi; Ascomycota; Sordariomycetes; Hypocreales; Cordycipitaceae
Product: Galactose oxidase/kelch, beta-propeller
Exons: 1
Coding region: 1-3729 (1242 amino acids)
Biological process (GO): positive regulation of establishment of bipolar cell polarity regulating cell shape
Cellular component (GO): plasma membrane of growing cell tip
Molecular function (GO): protein binding
Source: RefSeq, a predicted model, not a curated record